AUGGCGGCCUCCUGUUUCGCAAUUCCCUUAUCUUCUUCUUCUCGAUCGUCUUACAAUGCCAUUCCCAGAUUCAAAACUCUAGCCUCUUCCACUUCUUCUUUCUCCUACUUCGAAUCACUGAAAGCUCAGUUUCUUUCUUCUACAUCGUCUCACUUCUCUUCUCUUCAUCGCCCCUUUCUAGCUCAACCGCUGCCAAUCAAGGUCUCUUCUUCAGAAUUAUCAGUUCUCGAUGAAGAAAAAGAAGAACAAGUCAAGGGAGAUGGAGAAACAGGAGAAGAACCAGUAGUGACGAAGAAACCGAGACCGUGUGAGCUGUACGUGUGUAAUAUCCCCAGAAGCUAUGACAUUGCUCAGCUUCUCGACAUGUUUCAGCCUUUUGGAACUGUAAUCUCCGUUGAGGUAUCGCGAAAUGCUGAGACGGGAGAGAGCCGUGGAAGCGGAUACGUGACAAUGGCUUCUAUAAACUCUGCCAAAAAUGCCAUUUCUUCUCUUGAUGGAACAGAAGUAGGUGGUCGGGAAAUGCGGGUUAGGUAUUCCGUGGACAUGAAUCCAGGAGCAAGAAGAAACCCACAAGUCUUGAAUUCAACUCCAAAGAAGAUUCUCAUGUAUGAAAGCCAGUACAAGGUUUAUGUCGGAAACCUCCCUUGGUUCACGCAGCCUGAUGGCUUGAGAGACCACUUUAGCAAGUUUGGUACUAUCGUCAGCGCGAGAGUGUUGCAUGACCGUAAGACUGGCAAGAACAGAGUCUUUGCCUUUCUCUCUUUUACAAACCCUGAAGAACGUGAUGCAGCUUUGUCAUUGGAUGGAACAGAAUAUGAAGGUCGCAGAAUCAUAGUCAGACUAGGUGUCGAGAGGACUGAGUCGUAA
Molecule: messenger RNA, 867 nt
Organism: Microthlaspi erraticum
Lineage: Eukaryota; Viridiplantae; Streptophyta; Magnoliopsida; Brassicales; Brassicaceae
Source: the annotation of a GenBank genome assembly